Messenger RNA from Oikopleura dioica, 1620 nucleotides. The record is from the annotation of a GenBank genome assembly. NCBI's taxonomy places the organism in Eukaryota, Metazoa, Chordata, Appendicularia, Copelata, Oikopleuridae.
AUGAGAACAAGACAAGCUAACAGAGGCAAAUUCAACGGAGGACCAAGGUCGUUUGACGGAGCUCCACCACGAGGGAGAGGACGAGGUCGAGGACGUGGCUAUUUCAGCGGAAGACCACGCCAGCCCCUGACCCACGCUGGAUAUGUGACUCCCUACCGAAACAUUCCACCGUCGCAGAGAGAUCUCCUGUGGGGCCCACAAACGCACUACAGUGAUGGAAUUCGUCGGUUCUACACGAGCUUCAAGACGAAUCGCAACGACGCGAAGCUCCUCUGCGGCGAGAUCAACAUGGAUAUGAAAAGGAGGGAAGAUACCAAAGCGGAGAAACAAGUGCUUUGGUUCACCGAGGUCGGAAGAGAAGAUGAUGCCGAGAAGCCCGAUGAAGAGCGAGAACUUAUCAUUAUCUGUGAAGAAACCAGCGCCGGGCCGACAAGAAUCUUCAACUUCCUAUCAAAGAAGUACCCGACACUCGGCUUGGUAGAAGUUCCAGUGGAUCAGAAAGCGCUGGCAGGACGGAAAGCAGCCCUUCGUGCGGAGAAGAGUGGAGCAGGCCUUCAAGCAGGCACAAGCCGCUUUUUAAAUCGAGAGAGGAAGGACGAGAGGAAUGAAAGAUACACAGAAGCGUUCAAGGAAAGGUGCAUGAAACAAUAUCACGAACGAAAGCAGCGUAUCCGGUCUGAGCGAACAAAUGACUCUGGAAUGGAGACUGAGACGUCAUCGAGCGACGGAAAAGCGGCAAAUGAAUCUGAACGAAGGGAAAGCACUGAUGUGAAGCCCCAGCCAGCUCAUGGCGUCAGUCGUCGUCUUCCAACGCCUCCAGCUGCCGAUGAUGGAUCCUCAGUCAAAUCUCGCUUUCUCUGCUACGCGAUCAAGAGAGAAUGGGAUCUGUGCAAACGCGGCGAUGCUCUCCUCAACGAGUUCUUCGACGAUGCAGAGCGAAUUUGCGAUGAAGAUGAAGAAUUGAUGGACGAUUUGCCGAAGAAAAUUUGCGAAUGGCUUGAUGAACCACCAUGCCAGCUGCCAAAGAUAGAAGAAAUCUGGCUUAGAUUCGGCCAGAGGAUUCUUCUGAAGACGUAUUUCAUGACCUACGUGGUCGAGCUUUACGGCGGUUUGAUGACGAAUGAAGACGAGCGAACUGGCAUCUUUAGACGGAGAACUCCCGGUGGAACGUUUUACACCAUGUUCAAAUGCGUCAACAUGAAAGAGGAUCACUGGAUCAGCCGAUUCGAGUACUUGAAGAAGCACAGAUUCGCCUACAAGCACGAACGUGCACGACUUGGCGAGGAUGCCGUUCGAGAACGCACUCAAAUGGCGAAGAUCAACGUCGCGAAUCUGAAGCGCGAGGGAAUGAGCGAUUGUCUCUGUGAGUUCGAUUACAUCUCCAUAAAAGAUCUGGACCUCGAUCACAAAGACGAUAUUCAAGAAAUGAUCGUCAAAAGUAUGAAUAGAAUGGAGCUGGAUGACGAACAAGACGUUCCUCGACCUGCACAGCCUGAAAAGCAAUACGACAGUAGCGCCUCAGAAUGGUCCGACGAAGAGUGUUACGAUGACCCCUUCGGCUACGCCCGUGAAGCACAGCGACAGCGUGAAGCACAGCGACAGCUGUACCAGGAUAACUGA